AUGACUGGCGUUGAGAAGGAACAAUUUGUAUUUUGGCCAAAUGGCACCGUACCCUUCUAUGUGAACCCUGAACAUUUUGAUAAGGAGCAGUCCAUCGCAAUCCUGUCGACUCUAUCCAACUUCACGAUGAAGACCUGUCUACAGUUCAGGCCGGUGAUGUCAGCACCAGCCCCCAGCCAGCACGUCAUGGUGUUUGAGAACCCCCGGGGGGUCAGGAAGUGCGUCAUCGAUAUGGAGGGACAUGCUAAAGAGGAGCCCCAUAGGAUAAUCCUCGGCUACGGAUGCCUACAAAGUCCACACGUCGAGCUGGUCGUCAUGAAGGCGCUGGGGUUCCCUUUCGAGCACAACCGGGCCAUGCGCGAUCUCUACAUAGAUGUGUACUUCGAGAAUAUUGAGCCAGGCUUCAUCCCCCUUUACACGAAGGAGAAAAUCCUCCCCCAGGAGUUGAGGGACCUCCCCUAUGACGUCGAUAGUGUCAUGCAUUUCAGUGACCGGGACUACAGCAAAAAUGGACAUAGGACUUUUGUAUUCAAGAAUAAAAAAACCAAGCAGAAUAGAAUUGGAUUAUCAAAAACGGAUUAUAGAAAGAUAGAUACAAUUUACGGUGCCGAAUGUCAAAAAAGGGACCGCCUCGCAAAAAUUGAUAUGUGUAAAAAAUAUCCUAGCGUCAGAAGAAAAAGAGAUAUUUCAACAGAUUUUGAUAUACUCCAAAAUUUAAGAAUAAACAGAGGUAUCUCUCCACCACCAGAUGAAAUUCGUAAAGAUGAAAUAACGUAUAACGUAGAACAACUAAACAUAGAUAAAGAAAUAGAAGAUCUAAUUGAUAUAGUCCACAAAAUAUCAGCAAUUGUUCUAAAAAACGAAAGAAAUAAUGUUUGUAACAAAACUAAUAUAACACAAUCUGAGACUAAAAAAACAGAAUCAACAAAUAAUUUAUCCAACAAUACAAUUACAAAAUCUAAUGAUAUAAUGGAAAUCAUAACAGUAGUUGUAAACUAUGCUAAAGAACUUGGUAAAGACGCAAAAUCAAAUUUAACUAUAUUCUGUGAUAAUACAAAUGAUGUAGAACUUUUCCAAAGAGCUAAAUGUAGCUGGGGCAAAGGCGUUAGGUGCCCACAAAUUUACAAACCAACUAAAUCUGGCCGCAUAAUGUAUUCCACAAAACAUAGUCCACCCAUAAGACAGUCUACAAAACAUGAUGGUAAAGAGAAAAAGGUUCCAUAUAUCAAUUGGUUUAGAUCUGGUAAUUACACUCAAGAAGCGAAUACUACUGAAGAAAAAAGAAAAAGAGAUAUAGCAGCUCAUACAGAUACUGGAGACGUAAAUGACACAGAUAUAAAAGAAGAUCUGAGAAGAAAAAAGAGAUAUGCUGGAGUCUUACAUAGCAGAGAUAUGAUAGAAGGUCAUAAAAUGAGAAAAAGAGAAGCCGGAGUCGUAAAUAAUACAGAUAUAAAAGAAGAUCAUUUAAUGACAAAACCAGAAGAUAUACUUAUAAGCAAAGCUGUUACAGAAAAAACAGUUAAAAGUAUUUUAAAUAAGGCAAACGAUGAAGUUAAAGAAAGUGUAGUUAAAAUAGAUGAUGGGUUCAAAGUUAUAAAUGCAAAUGGUAGUAUAGAUGCUAUAGAUACUACUGAAGUUGAUAAAGUUGCGUACGGUCCUUCGAGAAGAAGUCACAAAUUUGGGAAACAAAACAAAAGACCAAAAGAGAAAAGGAGAGAAAAAGGGGGAGAGAGAGUGAGUUUACCGGAAACAGUGGCUUUGACGGUGGAGAAUAAAGAGUUUUACGGUGAAAGGAUCUGGCCCGACGGCGUGGUCAGAUAUAUCAUCGCGCAAGACCCUACAUAUAACUUGAAAUCCAUGCGUGCUCGCUUGGAGGAGGUCAACAAAAUACUGAAAAAGAAGACCUGCGUCCGCAUACAGGAAAUCUCGGAGAGGCAGGCGCGGAGGCACACAGACUAUCUCGUUCUGGACACCAGCGCGGACUACGUCACCGGCCGAGUGGGGGGGAGACAGGUGUUCGGUUCCAUAGAGCUGUUCGAAGGCGGGCAGCAUAGACAACACGCGGCCAUGAUGGUGAUGGCUAUGCUCGGAUUUUACUUCGAGUUGGCGCGUCACGACCGGGACACUUAUGUGAGAGUGCACAACCGUCAUAUUAGACCGGAUAAACUUCACCAUUUCGAGAAAAUUCGUUCGGAUGCCACUGUAGACCUUCCCUACGACUACGCCAGUGCCACGCACCCGGCCUGGCAGUUCUGGAGGCGAGUCGGGAAGACGGGGAUAUCCACCGUCGCCACUUACAAAGAUCAGGACCCAGACGGCUCAAUAAUGAAAUCGCUUGGUCAGAAUGAGAUGCUUCUGUCGCCAUCAGACAUUAUAAAGAUAAAUAGCAUCUACGGAGUGCAGUGCUUCCAAGACCAGCGACGAAUGGAGACGCAGACCACAGACAUAGAAACUAUAGACGCGGGUGACCUGACAUAGUCUAGUUACUUAGAAAUGUACCAACAUUUUAUAAAUUAUAUUUAUGUGUAAACUUGUUUAAAGUCGAAGUCUAUUGUGAGAUCUGAAAAAAUACUAUUUGUUUUAUUACACUGGAAUAAAAAAAAAACACGCUUUGUUGUAAAAGGUACUCGUAAAUAGCCUUACGUCAAAAAUAAUGUAAAAGAAAAUGAUCUUUCCAAUUUAAUAGAUAGAAUCCCGUACAAACAUAUAUAUAUAUAUAUAUAUAUAUAUAUAUAUAUAUGCACGGGUCGAAU
This is a messenger RNA of Bicyclus anynana (squinting bush brown), 2753 nucleotides long. RefSeq lists its product as uncharacterized. The transcript has 11 exons. Bases 1 to 2478 code for a protein of 825 amino acids. Gene Ontology annotation, biological process: proteolysis. Lineage: Eukaryota; Metazoa; Arthropoda; Insecta; Lepidoptera; Nymphalidae. The record is from RefSeq and is a predicted model, not a curated record. Gene Ontology annotation, molecular function: zinc ion binding; metalloendopeptidase activity.